AUGAAAUUCCUGUGCAUCUUGUUGCUUCCAGCAGUCUUUGCAGCUGUUCCAAAUAGAAGAAUGCUGUUUGACUCAUUCUUAAAUGGUCAAGAAGCAACAAAUCUUAUUGACCAGCUUGUGGCCACAUUAUCUUCUGAUGAUAGCGAGGCAAAAUGUGAACAGGAAUGCCACACUCUUAUCGCUGACCAAACCUCUUUAUUCCAGCAUCUCUGUCCAUUUAUGUGCCACUCUGCCCAGCAAGCCUUGGCUGGAAUUCACCACACAGAUCCCGCUACUGGUGCUCCAGCAAAGAGAAUGCUCUUUGACACAUUCCUGAACAGCCAGGAAGCUCAUCGCGUGAUCGAUCAGCUGGUAGAAACCUUAGCAACCGACGAUAACGAGGCUAAAUGUGAACAGGAAUGCCACAUCCUGAUCGCCAGUCAGACCUCACUUGUCCAACAUCUUUGCCCCUUCCUGUGUCAUUCAGCUGUUAAUGCCUUGAAUAACCUUCAUAGCCCCCAGACCGCUUCAACAUCCCCAGCAAAGCGCAUGCUCCUUGACACUUUCCUGAACACAGAAGAGACCUCCAAGAUCAUUGACCAGCUGGUGACAACUCUUGGAUCAGAUGACUCCGAAAUUGCCUGUGAGAAAGAAUGCCACGUGCUCAUCACUGACUCUACUUCCGUUUUCCAGCAUAUGUGUCCUUUCUUAUGUCACUCAGCUCAGGCCAUCAUUAACAACUUUCACCAUGCACCAGCACCAGCCACUUCUGGCACAGUACAAAAGAGAUUUCUAGUUGACACUUUCUUAGCCAACCCCGAGGUCAACGUCUUGGUAACAAGUUUGGUGGCUGUCCUCGGAUCAGACCCAACAGAGCAGGCUUGUGAAAACGAAUGUGUCACCAUGAUUCAUGCUGACAACGUCCUGCACCAUCUCUGUCCGUUUGUCUGUCAUUCAUUCCAGCAACUUGUGUCAAAGGUUCACUUGAACCAGCCAGCUGCUAACCCAUCCAAGAGGUUCCUUAUCGAUUCCUUUCUGAACAACCCAGAAGUUAAUGUUUUGGUCACCAGCCUCGUUGCCACUCUUGGAUCUGAUCCAACAGAACAAGCCUGUGAACAACAAUGCGUAACAAUGGUUCAUGCCGAUAAUGUGCUGCACCAUUUGUGCCCAUUUGUGUGCCAUUCAUUCCAGCAAUUAGUACAGCAGGUCCACCUUUCUCCAGCAGCUUCCAACCCAGUAGCUUCCAGCCCAGUACAGAAACGAUUCCUUAUUGAUUCUCUCCUAAACAACCCAGAAGUCAGUGUGAUCGUAAAUUCACUCGUCUCGACCCUGGGAUCUGAUCCCACUGAAGCUGCCUGCGAAUCCCAGUGUACCAAUAUUGUCCACGCAGACAAUGUCAUGCAUUUCUUAUGUCCACUUGUCUGUCAUUCGUUCCAGUCCUUGGUUCAAAAGGUGCAUGUUAAUGCCCCAGCACAAUAAAACACUUGUUAUGCAAAGUUAUUUGUAUAUGCUUUAUAUGUUGUUUAUAAUAAACAUUUUUU
Molecule: messenger RNA, 1520 nt
Organism: Saccostrea cuccullata (small rock oyster)
Lineage: Eukaryota; Metazoa; Mollusca; Bivalvia; Ostreida; Ostreidae
Exons: 14
Coding region: 1-1458 (485 amino acids)
Source: RefSeq, a predicted model, not a curated record